AAUUUACUUUCACGUGUGAGUAAUAGAUUUCACUAUAAGCUAUUACCGUGAAUUUAGCAUUUAACAGUUAUCUCGUUGAAUGCUGUUUAUUUGAAACAAGUUUCGUAACAUAAAGCUGAAGUUCCUCUCAUAAAAUGCAGGACCCCAAUGAAGAUACUGAAUGGAACGAUGUUCUUCGAGCUAAAGGAAUCAUUCCGCCGAAGAAGGAGAAGGAGAUUACUGAAGAUGAUAUCAUUGGCAUGAUUGAAAACACUAUUGAGCAAAAGCAGAAUCAAGACAAAGACCUUUCCAAGAUGGGUUUGGAUGAAUUGGACGAGUUAGAAGAUUCUGAAGACGAAGCAAUAUUGCUCGAAUACCGUAAGAAAAGGAUAGCCGAGAUGCAAGCAUUGGCACAGAGGGCGAAAUUCGGAACGGUCUUGGAAAUAUCCGGUCAAGAUUACGUUGAUGAAGUUACUAAGGCCGGCUCUGGUAUUUAUGUUGUUCUACACCUAUAUAGCCGCGGUGUGCCUUUCUGCUCGCUGGUGAAUCAACACAUGUCGCAGUUGGCACCUAUGUUUCCAGCUACGAAAUUCAUCCGAGCCAUUGCUACAACUUGUAUUCCGAACUAUCCGGAGCGCAAUCUUCCGACAAUUUUCAUUUACUUUGAGGGCCAGUUAAAGAAGCAAUUUGUGGGACAGGUCGAGUUGGGUGGUCCCAAUCUGACUUGCGAUGAGCUGGAAUAUAUGCUUGGACAAACAAAGGCAAUCGACAGUAGUAUUAGCGAGGAUCCCAGGAAAGCGAAAGCCGUCAAAGAUAAAAUGUUCGCCGAUUUGGCCGAUAGCAAUGAUUGGUAAAUGAACCAAUCAGACAAAUAAUUCAACACUGUAUUUUCGAAAAUACGGACAAUAAAAUGGUUUUAUAAUUUAUUUACUUAA
This is a messenger RNA of Sabethes cyaneus, 914 nucleotides long. It is a transcript of the gene viaf, whose product is annotated as viral IAP-associated factor homolog. Gene Ontology annotation, biological process: protein folding. The record is from RefSeq and is a predicted model, not a curated record. Gene Ontology annotation, cellular component: cytoplasm. Lineage: Eukaryota; Metazoa; Arthropoda; Insecta; Diptera; Culicidae. The transcript is spliced from 2 exons. Bases 135 to 833 code for a protein of 232 amino acids.